AUGACGAGGGCAAGCACUGCUGGUGCAGCUGGGAUACGCGGUGCCUCGUCGUCCGUGCAAGAAUCCUCGUCGAACGACCCCGAAGCCGCCCGCCAGAAGGUUCUCAUCGAAGCUGUAGUCCACAAUGACGUGGUAAAGAUCAACGAAGUACUGGACGAGACAAGCGAUCCCGCAAAGCUUGUCAACGAUCUGUCGCCUGCAACGGGACUAGCCCCUUUACACUACGCCGCCGCACGUGGAUACCUACACAUCCUCCGACUCCUCAUCGAAAAGUGCGCCGAAAUCGAUCGGGUGGACAGGGAAGGGGAAACACCCCUCUUCAAAGCUGCUUACUCCGGGCACAUUGAUGUGAUUCAGACUCUGUUACGGAAUGGGGCAAAGACUAGUCAUACCGAUACGGAUGGGUGGUCUGCGCUGCACAACUGUGCCUCCGGAGGGCACUUACUGGCGGCCCGAGCUUUGAUUGAAGCGGACGCGGAUGUCAACGCAAAGUCGAAGACGGGCCAUACACCUCUCAUGAGUGCCGGCGCGAAAGGGCAUCUGGAUCUGGUUGAGCUGCUUCUCAAUAAUGGGGCGGAUCCGCUUGUCAAGAACAGUUUUGGAGAUUCAGCGUAUGAUCUCGCUGCGCAGGCCGAGGAGGCCUACAUCUGCGAUGUCCUCGAGAAUGCUGAGCAGAAUGCCCUGGCUCGUCUGUCGGACGGGAGAACAAGAGAGGGAAAAGGUCCCGAAGGAGCCAUUGACCACAGCACGGUUGUCGAGACCAUCUACGAAAACGAACGAGGAGCCUUCCUGACCCGCAAAUUCUCGGCCGCCAACCUCGUUACCAACGAUGCACGCACGCAAUGGACCACACCCGCCGGAAAGUCUUGCGCUUUGGACGACGUCAACUUGCCUGAAGUCCGUGAUCCUCGAACCGGACAGUCUGUAAGGGGCUGGUUCUGGUUGACGGAUUGGCGGGUGGAGACGAAGCAUUUCCAAGCCGAUGGCGAGGGUUGGCAGUAUGCAAAGACGUUCGAUACACCUACGUCACAAUGGGUUGCAGCUCCUGUGGGGAUGCUCAAUAGCUGGGUUAGAAGGCGGCGGUGGACACGGGUAAGGAAGAGGAGGGCGGACGUGACGCUUGAGGAGUCUGCUGGAGGGAGUUCAAGUGCGGCUUCGGCUUCGGGUGAUUACGUCGCCAAAGCACGGAAGCUUGUAGAUGACCUCCCUGCCAUAGAUGGCGAGGGAGAUUUGGGUCAUGUUCGUGCUGAGCUGGAAGCAUAUCAUCUGGUAAUACAGCAGUUGCUGGGCGGGAUCAAAGCGGACUCGAACAAAGACCGUCAGCGGGAAGCCUCCGCGCUGGUGACAGGGUACAUAGAACGCGCUGAAGAGUUGGAUGCGUUGCUCGACGCCACCGGGAGUCCCGAGGAAGGGAGUGAGGGCAACCAGCAUACAAAUAGCGGGCAGACGUCGUCCGACAUUGAUGCUUUGCUGCGGGCUGCCUCGGAAGGGCGGCAGCAGAAUGGGACAUCAUCACGUACAGAGACUGCGUUGGUUAACGGAACUAUGAAUGCGACGGCAAGCGCAAGUGGAAGUGGAUCCAUGGACGGAAUAUCAACGUCAGUGCCGGCCGACGCUGUGAACGGGGUCCAGACGGCAGUGCCACUGUCAAUGACUCCUAUAUCCGCGUGGCAGCCGGACGAGGAUGCUCCUGAGUGUGGAGAAUGCAAGAAGCGUUUCAAUCUAUGGCUUCGGCGGCAUCACUGUCGGUGGUGCGGCAAAGUCUUCUGCGCCUCAUGUUCUUCCGAAAGAUUCAUGCUAUACCCCCACUCUCCACCCAGCCGAGUCUGCACUUCAUGCUACAGGCAUCUUUCCCAACGUAACGCCUCCCACAAUGACCCGCCAUCUCGCCCCUCCGUAACCUCCCCAACUCGUCGCAGCCCAUCUACCCCCACAAUCACAGCCCCACCAACAUCCACCGCCAUCCUAACCCAGCAAGAACGCGACGCCAUCUCCCCCUCAUCCCCAACCCGCUCAAUAGACAGCGGCACCUCAAGCACAAUGGCAGAAUGCCCCGUUUGCCAACGUCCCUUAGAAAGCCUGCCAGAGGAAGAAUCCGAACGACACGUCAAGGAAUGCCUCGAUCGCGUCGCCACACCCGCGGGAAGUGUUCCCAGUAGCGCGCCGGCUCCGAGCUCCUUUGGGGGCAGGAGUAGUGUGAGUGGGAAUAGGUACCUUGUGCAGACGCUGAAGGAGGAUAUUGAGGGGAGGGAGUGUGCGAUUUGUUUUGAGGAGUUUUUGGGUGGACAACGGAUAGCACGGCUCAAUUGCUUGUGCCUGUACCAUGUGCAUUGCAUCGAAGCGUGGUAUCAGCGCGGGACCAGAGCAUGCCCCGUACAUUAUGAGUGA
Fimicolochytrium jonesii is the source of this 2388-nucleotide messenger RNA. RefSeq lists its product as uncharacterized. Lineage: Eukaryota; Fungi; Chytridiomycota; Chytridiomycetes; Spizellomycetales; Powellomycetaceae. The record is from RefSeq and is a predicted model, not a curated record. Bases 1 to 2388 code for a protein of 795 amino acids. Gene Ontology annotation, molecular function: protein binding; metal ion binding. The transcript has 5 exons.